This is a messenger RNA of Symbiodinium necroappetens, 1099 nucleotides long. The record is from the annotation of a GenBank genome assembly. Lineage: Eukaryota; Dinophyceae; Suessiales; Symbiodiniaceae.
AUGGCACUGUUUCGGAUGCUUUGGAUCGUGGCUUCGAGUUUGUGGGUGAGUGCAGAGGACGCGCAACCGUGCCCCAAGGGCUACUACUGCCCAGAGCAGACUCGUCAGCCGGUUCUGUGCCCAGCGCGCCACUACUGCCCGGAAGGCAGCGCCGAGCCUUCGCUUUGUCCGUCUGGGCGCGUCUGCAAGGGCCAGGACCUGGAGGCCUUGGCAAACGGAACCUGGGGAGACCUGGUGCCGCUAGCUGCAGGGGGCGGCCACACGGUGGUUGUCUCCAACUUAGGCCAAAUCUGGGCAGCAGGCAAUAACGGCUACGGCCAGCUGGGCACCGGUGGCACUGUCAAGCAACAUGCCUUUGUGCAGGUUGCAUUUGGUGGCAAGAAGAUCGUGGCCGUGGUUGCUGGAUAUGGUCACACCGCUGCGAUCACGAACUCUGGCGAGCUGUGGACUUGGGGCCGUAAUGGUGCUGGCCAGCUUGGCAUUGGGGACACCGCAGAUCGCCAUGACCCAGUCAAGGUGAGCGUGAAAGGCCAGAAGAUCGUGGCCGUGGCUGCUGGAGAAAAGCAGACCGCAGCGAUCACGGACUCUGGCGAGCUGUACACCUGGGGCCACAAUGGUGCUGGCCAGCUUGGCGUUGGGGACACCAAGGAUCGCCAUGCCCCAGUGAAGGUGAGCGUGAACGGCCAGAAGAUCGUGGCCGUGGCUGCUGGAAAAAAGCACACCGCUGCGAUCACGGACUCUGGCGAGUUGUGGACCUGGGGCCACAAUGGUGUCUUUCAGCUCGGCAUUGGUGACACCACGAAUCGCCAUGCCCCAGUAAAGGUGAGCGUGAACGGCCAGAAGAUCGCGGCCGUGGCUGCUGGAGACUACCACACCGCUGCAAUCACGGACUCCGGCGAGCUGUGGACCUGGGGCUACAAUGUUUUUGGCCAGCUUGGCGUUGGGGACACCACGAAUCACCAUGCCCCAGUGAAGGUGAGCGUGAACGGCCAGCAGAUCGUGGCAGUGGCUGCUGGGUAUUUUCACACCGCUGCGAUCACGGACUCUGGCAAACUGUGGACAUGGGACAACAAUGAUGCUGGCCAGCUCGGCAUUGGAG